AUGGAUCUGAUUGACUUUAUUUUGCACGUAGACGAACACCUGUUUGAAUUUAUUAGAAAUUAUGGUAUCUGGGUGUAUGGAAUUUUAUUCCUGAUUAUUUUUGUUGAAACAGGUCUCGUGGUGAUGCCAUUCCUGCCUGGGGAUAGCUUACUUUUUGCUGCCGGCGCUUUAGCUGCUUCGACGGGUGCAAUGGAUCCUGUGUGCUCGGCGAUACCCUCAAUUAUCAUAUCGGGAAAUAUGUCGGACCGCGUUUUUUUGAAAAACAUGGUGGAAAAACUAUUAUCUUUGCCCGUUUUAUCCCUUUUGCCCGCACUUUUGCACCAUUUGUUGCGGUCGGUGCAAUUUGCUGGGUUGGCUCGUUUAUUACCUUGGGGCAGCGGUGGCUGGGGUUGGGGGAUUGGUCCAAGGCAAUCUUCAAAUACCAAAAAUACUGAGCUUUCCCGACUGUAUGGUGAGCAAGAUGCCUUGUCUCAGGCGGCUCAAUUUAAGAACUGCCCUUACGUCCCUAAACGUCAGGAAGUUAAAAAAUAA
This is a messenger RNA of Oppiella nova, 531 nucleotides long. The record is from the annotation of a GenBank genome assembly. NCBI's taxonomy places the organism in Eukaryota, Metazoa, Arthropoda, Arachnida, Sarcoptiformes, Oppiidae.